AACACCAACGCUUGAGAGACAGCUCUGCAUUUAAAACGCCCAGAGAAGAAUCAGCAACUACCGUACCUCGUUUUUUCUUUCAUCUUCCUCCUAUUUUCCUUACCAGUACGGCGUUGUCAUGACGAAUGCACAGGUUGCCUGGGAUCGUUGACUGCCAAUAAGUGAAUAUUCUUUCAGUACUUCCCUCCUAUACAAGCACAGUUUUUUUCGAGUGCGAUUUUUUGGGGGAUACCGUUUGGAUCCUAGGCUAAAAUAAACCAGAUCCACGUUUGCCCGCCUGCAUGUUGUCAGCAAGAUUAUUGCGUUGGCUAUGUAGUGUAAUGUAGACAGGUAUCUGCAUAGUGUUAAUCUCUGUGUUCCGCUACCUUCUUAAGUGGAUUGCACAUCACCAGUCAACGAUUUCUUCCUCCUCCGACCUCGGGUGCUGUGGACUCAGAGGAAACAUGGGACUGCCUGCUCUGGAGUUUAGUGAUUGCUAUCUGGACAGUCCACAGUUCCGAGACAGAUUAAAGUCUCACGAACUAGAACUGGACAAGACCAACAAAUUCAUCAAAGAACUAAUCAAAGAUGGGAAGGCGCUCAUCCAAGCAUUGAAAAAUCUGUCCACGGCCAAGAGGAAAUUUGCAGAGUCUCUCAACGAGUUUAAGUUCCAGUGCAUAGGAGACGCAGAAACGGAUGACGAGAUAUGUAUUGGUGAGCUCGCCCUGAGAAGCUUCUGUGUCGUGACUGAUUGCUGCAUCUCUGCUCAGAUUGAAAAUGCCAAUGAUGUGCUSAUCAUGCCGCUGGAGCGCUUCAGGAAGGAGCAGAUCAGUGCUGCCAAGGAAGCCAAGAAGAAAUACGACAAAGAGACAGAGAAGUACUGUGCUGUACUGGAGAAGCACCUGAGUCUAUCAGCAAAGAAGAAAGAAGCACAUCUCCAUGAAGCAGACAGUCAGGUGGACCACGUGCGGCAGCAUUUCUAUGAGGUGUCUCUGGAGUACGUGUUCAAGGUGCAGGAAGUCCAGGAGAGGAAGAUGUUUGACUUUGUAGAGCCGACGCGGAACCGUUUUGAAAGCACCCGGUCUGAGGUGGAGUGUCUGAUGAGGAAGAUGAAGGAGAACCCCCAUGAACACAAGAGCAUCAGCCAUGACACCAUGGAGGGAUACCUGUUUGUACAGGAGAAACGUUCUUUGUGUCAACCUGGGCAAGUACUACUGCACCUACCAUCGAGACCCAAACGAGUCACCAUGGUCCUGUUUGACCAGAAUCUGGAGGGAGAGGAGGAGAGCUUCACUCUGAAGUCCUGCACAAGGCGGAAGACGGACUCUAUAGAGAAGAGGUUCUGUUUUGAUGUGGAGGGCGUAGACAGGAGCAGCCAGAGUUCAUCCCUCUCCUGUUCCGGAGCAGCCCAGAAGUAUCCCUCCUGUCCGGAGCAGCCAGAGUCUCCUUCCUGUCCGGAAGCAGCCAAGUCCGCUCCUCCUGUCCGGAAGCGAGCCAGAGUCGCCUCCUGUCCGAGCAGCCAGAGUCGCCCCUCUAGUCUGUCCGGGGCCCGCUGCGAUGGGGGUCCCCGGUCCCGUGGUCGGCGCUCCUUCAGGAAGCCACUUGAAUCAGUAGGCUCUAUCGGAGGAAGACCGCAGGCUGUGGUCUCUCCAUUGAUGCCAAUGUACUGUUUUACUACACGGCGGCCAGGUAGUCUGACAUACUGUGUCCAACAGUGUUUUAUUACAGCAUGGUGUACAUGGGCUUAUGUAAGUACAGCCUGGGUUCAGUACACAGAUAGGUGUUUGAGACUGGUGGUGCUGGCGGUAAAGCUAAGCGGUGUAACCGUGGUAACCGGGCGUUUCUGUUCCUUCCAGGUCUAUAACUUAAACAGAGACAGCCAGAGUGAAGGCAUGGUCCAGCUGGACGUGGUUGGCUUCAACGUUGUGAAGAAGUUCAUCUAUGCUGUGGAGACCAGAGGCAUCGAUGAGCAGGGUCUGUACAGGAUUGUUGGGGUGAACUCCAGAGUACAGAACCUACUGGGUCUUGCCAUGGGUAAGACAGAGAUAUCAGAGAGAGAGAGAGAGGCCACAACUCUUUGUCUCUCUCUCUGCCUGCCACUGUGCCCCUCAUUGACUCUGUGUCUUCUCUCCUCUCACAGAAUGCUGCCUGCACCUCUCAUGACUUAUCAGUAUCAAAGGAGCUUCAUCAAGGCAGCCAAACGUGACAAUCAGGAGGCGAGGAUCACAGAGAUCCAUAGCAUCGUCCACUGGCUCCCAGAGAAGAACCGGCAGAUGCUGGACCUGCUUACGAAACACUUGGCAAAUGUGGCCAGUCACCACCAGCAGAACCUGAUGACUGUGGCCAACCUGGGGGUGGUGUUCGGCCCCACUCUGCUGAGGCCGCAGGAAGAGACUGUGGCAGCCAUCAUGGACAUCAAGUUCCAGAACAUCGUGGUGGAGAUCCUCAUCGAGAACCACGAGAGGAUAUUCAAGGACAUGCCAGUUCCGGGAGGUGGCCCGGCCAACCUACAGCUCAACCUGCAGCCGCGGAGGAGGAGCACGGAGAGCAAGGCCCCGUCCUGCAGCGAGAGACCCCUCACCCUCUUCCACACACCCACACACUCCCAGAAAGUGGAGGAGAGGAACAGUGUGGUAGUGAACUCUACUCUAGAGCUCCAGCAGCCGCAGCCAGCCCAGGCCAAGGCCCCCCACAACAACCCUUCAGCCACCCCCUCCUCCUCAGCAGCGGUCAACCAUAACAGCAGUGGCAGCCACAGCCACAGCUGGACCCCACGCAACAGCCUGACCAGCACUGACGGAGACCAGGACAGGGGCCUGACUGCCAGGCAGAACUCACAGAGCCGCCCAAACUCACUGCUGAACCCAAAGAGCCGCACCAGUAUCCCAACGAGCCCAGCCUCACCCAGCCCCACCUCACCACGCUCCCCCUCCUGGCCGAUGUUCUCUGCAUCCUCCAGCCCCCAGCCGGCCUCCUCCACCUCCAGUGACUCCUCCCCAAUCAGCAUCCCAGGCAGGCAGGCUAGGGCCCUCUACGCCUGCAAAGCGGAGCACCACUCUGAGCUUUCAUUCAUCGCAGGGACCACCUUUGAAAAUGGUGAGUACGGAUCACUGUGA
Salvelinus sp. IW2-2015 is the source of this 3095-nucleotide messenger RNA. The record is from RefSeq and is a predicted model, not a curated record. NCBI's taxonomy places the organism in Eukaryota, Metazoa, Chordata, Actinopteri, Salmoniformes, Salmonidae.